AUGACGCCGAAAAUGAGAAGUACAACCGCCGUGUGGGCGCUGGCGGUACUAUUCGCCUCGUCGCUGAUCCCCGACUCCGUCCUGGCAGACGACGACGGGAUCAGCGCGUGCCUGUGCGCCUGCACUUGCGGGGAGGCCAAGAUGGAGCGGUUCUGUCGCUCCCUGGAGAAUAUCGAAACGGCGGUGAGGGACGCUUGCUUGGCCGUCGCGAACGGUCCGAUUGCGACGUGUAAGGGGUUCUGCCACCUGAAUAUGGCGUACAUCAAAGUGAAGAAUUCUCUGGAUGACUGAAGGACGAGAGGUGGGGUCGGCGGGGUCUUUUUGGCAACCCUUACAAAUAAAAGUUCCAUUUGGUGAAAUUAUAUAACAGC
Darwinula stevensoni is the source of this 371-nucleotide messenger RNA. NCBI's taxonomy places the organism in Eukaryota, Metazoa, Arthropoda, Ostracoda, Podocopida, Darwinulidae. The record is from the annotation of a GenBank genome assembly.